GUUUUAAAAUAAAAACAUGUGUUAAGACUAUUGUGUUUUUUCUAACAUAUGCUCUUCAUAUGUUGUUAGUUUUUUAAAUUGUCACAUUUUAAUCUUUAUCCAUUUUACCUUUAGGGGAUUUUCAAAAGUAUUUAGUUAGUUUCAAUGUUCUAAUUUGAAAGUACCAAAGUACAGCUAACUGACAGCUUAUAUGCAAUAAUCGUUGGUUUGUUUUUGCCAAAACAAGGGCCGCUUUAAAAUACUGAAUCUGAACUGAGUAUAACAAAAUGGUAGAAGUGCAACAACAAGACUUACCGAGGGCGACACCAGCAUGGCCACCAGGCCACCAGUAUGGUCUACCAUGCAAAUGUCAGCAAAUCUGUGGGAAAAAGAGAAUGCGGUACAUCCAACCGGCAAUACCGAUUUCAUACAAACCUUUGAAGGUAUACAGACCACCAGAGAUAAAAAUGCCCGAUGGGACUACCUACAACAUGUCAUAUGAAGCAUUUGAUCCGAAAUUAAUAAGGACCUGCAGAGGCAAACCAUCAUUUACUAAGGAGAAUUUAUCGACAUCAGGAGCAUUUUCAGAUAAAACUACUCAUAAGAUGAGCUACGGGGCAUGGCCGAAUUUGAAAAGGCCCGAGAUCCAAUACCCAAAGGAUCACAAAUUAGUCGGUGAUGGGCCAAUUUCUGAAAUGACCACCAACCGCCAUGAUUAUACUCCAAAACCAUUAGAGGCGAUACGAAAAAUCAUACAGCCUUGCGCUCUUGGGAUGUCCAAGUCAAAAAUGGAAAAUGCUACAAUUCAUACAAUGUCAUAUAAAAAUCCUGACAUGUCGCGUUUUGAGCCUCCUCAAUCUUAUAAACCCAUCAAAACAUAUUUCCCUCCGGAUUCACCGCUCGAGGGAGAAACCGUCCAUAGAUUAUCAUAUAUGCCUUGGGAACUGCCACCAAAGGAAGAUAUGCCUUGGACAAAGAAAGGAAGUUAUCAGAAACCUUGUAUACCAUUGGACGGAAAUACAAUCUACAAUGGAAGCUAUAUUCCACCAGGAAGAUUGGAAGAAGACCCUCUUGGACAUUGCAUUGGGUGCUAUUGCUUAACCCCUAUCGAAUGCCUUAACAGCGAAGGUGACCCACCGAAAAAUACUCUAGUUUGUCCAGAAGGUGUUGACCCAAAUAGUGACCAAAGGAAUACUGAUAACAAUGACCAAGUAGCCAAAGCAGAUGUCUGCCCAGACCCAAAAUGCGGAACGGAAGCAGGAAACGUAGAGGAUAAGGUGCUUGGCUGUUAGAAGAUGUUACCCAAUUUGUCAGAACCUGAAACUUUUGGAAAACUGCAGAUCUAAAAUCAUGCUCUAUGAAAAAGGCUUCCUUUAAUACAAGAUUAUAAUGGAAAGUGGAUUUCAAAUUUGCUAUUUGAACACGAGAAUGCCCGGAAACUGACUGCAAGUUGUGUCGUUGUUAAAUGUUUGUUACAAUGAUGUUGUUUUCAAUAAAUGUAGUCUCGUGCA
Messenger RNA from Cimex lectularius (bed bug), 1490 nucleotides. Its product is annotated as stabilizer of axonemal microtubules 2-like. The transcript has 11 exons. The record is from RefSeq and is a predicted model, not a curated record. Gene Ontology annotation, molecular function: microtubule binding. Gene Ontology annotation, biological process: microtubule anchoring. Bases 267 to 1271 code for a protein of 334 amino acids. NCBI's taxonomy places the organism in Eukaryota, Metazoa, Arthropoda, Insecta, Hemiptera, Cimicidae. Gene Ontology annotation, cellular component: axonemal microtubule; centriole; ciliary basal body.